GUAAGAACACGUCAUUCUUGCUCGAAUUUCUGUUUAUUAUUAAAAUUCAUUCAGUCUGUUUUUGCAGUGGGUAAUUAAAUACCGAGGAAUAUCAGUAAACUUGUGUUUUAUAUUCUCAUAACAAUACAUAUUCUACAUAAAAGCCUAAAUAAGCUCCAAUAAGAAGUCACCAGUGGACUUUAUUCUAGUUUCGCAAUAAUAAACGGAAAUUGAUAAAGUUUUGUCGUUUUCUGGUUUAAUCAGCAACUUUUAGGUUCCCAAUGGAUCAAGUGUACGAAGAGAGACAAGAGGCCACAAUGACAAACCCACUAACAUUCGUGUUGCAGUUUGUUGCAACGAACGGGUGGUAUAUAGUCGGUGCUGCAGCAGCCCUCCUCUACUUGGGGAACAAGCUCCGACCACGAUAUGAGCAGUGGAAGCAAGCUCGGGAAGAUGCUGAGUACCACAAAAACCCAGAUGUGGCUUUAGCGCGCAUGGAGGCGAUCCAGCGCGCGCGGGAGAAACAACAACAACUGUUGUUGGAGGCCUCGCAGCAGGCACUCCAACAACAGAAAGAGCGUGAGGAACGCAAACGCCAGGAGUUGGUAGAGAGACUGGAGAAGUAUGGAGCGGCCACACAACAAGGACACAAGCUGGGCACUCCCGGGGACGACUACCUCCCUCUGAGUGGCGGCGCCUCCACGUCUUCGUAUCGCGCGCCCAAGCGUUCCGCGUGCUCCAAGGGGGGCUGCGGCCGAUAAAUAUAUACAUACACUAUAUUUUGUUAACAUAGAAUUGCAUAUAGUUUCCACAAAUUUAAAAAAACUGUGUAAAAUAUUU
Messenger RNA from Chilo suppressalis (striped riceborer), 819 nucleotides. NCBI's taxonomy places the organism in Eukaryota, Metazoa, Arthropoda, Insecta, Lepidoptera, Crambidae. The record is from the annotation of a GenBank genome assembly.